Molecule: messenger RNA, 1525 nt
Organism: Cephus cinctus (wheat stem sawfly)
Lineage: Eukaryota; Metazoa; Arthropoda; Insecta; Hymenoptera; Cephidae
Gene: GstS4
Exons: 10
Coding region: 158-1429 (423 amino acids)
Biological process (GO): glutathione metabolic process
Molecular function (GO): glutathione transferase activity
Source: RefSeq, a predicted model, not a curated record
CUUUCCAAGUGGGGGAGCUGGAGACUUUUACAUACACAUCGACUAUCCUAUAGAUACCGUUAUUCCCUACCACGGAUGUAGUGUGGAACCGUACAGUGAAGGUUCUUCGUUCUAAAACUAAUUUAUCUGUUAUAACAGCUGGAUAGGAUUAGUAACGAUGCCGAAAUAUAAGCUAAUAUAUUUCAAUUUGCCUGUUCUCGGCGAACCGAUAAAGUAUCUUUUACAUUAUGGCGGAAUUGAAUUCGAAGACGUACAGAUAAAGGAUCGCGUGAACGAAUGGCCGAAGAUAAAGCCGACAAUGCCCUUCGGCCAAGUACCUGUUCUUGAAAUUGAUGGGAAACGGUAUCCUCAGAGUUUAGCGAUAUGUCGUUACCUGGCUAAGCAAUUGAACCUAAUCGGUAAAACAGAUCUGGAUCAGUUGGAGAUAGACGGGUUAGCCGAUACGAUAAGCGAAUUUCGAAAAUUGUUCAGCCUGUACUACAGGGAACCCGAUCCAGUUAUAAAGGCUAAGAAGAAGGAAUCGCUGGAGAAUAUUGAGGUUCCAUAUUUCUUGGAUAAAUUUGAGGAAAUCGUGAAGAAUAACAAUGGAUAUUUUCAUGGCGGAGAGCUGAGCUACGUGGACUUCUUUUUCGUUGGAUUAGUCGGUGCCUUUAAUGCUCUGUUGGACAAAGAUGUCUUGGCAAACUAUACAAAUUUGAAAUCCCUCAAGGACAAGGUCCAAGCUAUACCGGCAAUACAAAAUUAUUUGAAAGACGCACCUAAGCCGAUAUUUUAUCAAAUAACAAGCAUGAAGUACAAGGUGAUAUAUUUUGAAACAACUGGUAUUGCCGAAGUAAUUCGCUUGAUCUUGUCUUAUGCAAAAGAGCCGUUUGUGGAUGAGCGAGUUAUUUUCGAAGAUUGGCCGGAACGGAAAAAACAUGCUCCGUUCGGACAUUUGCCACUUUUCGAAAUCGAUGGAAAGCAAUAUCACCAAUCAAUAGCAGUGAGUCGUUAUUUGGCAAAUCUGUACGGGCUUGCUGGAAACAAUUUGAUUGAAAAUAUGGAACUGGAUGCGAUUGUCGAUACCGUUAAUGACUUGAGAAUAGAAUUCACAAAUUGUCUUUGGGAAAAAAACGUGCCUGAGAGACUGAAGAAAAAGGAAAUAAUCCUUAAGGAGACUGUGCCGUAUUACUUUGAAAGAUUCGAAAAGAUGCUUCGCGAAAAUGGAGGGUAUUUCUAUAAGAAUCGCCUUACAUGGGCAGAUCUGUUUUUCGUGGCUCUGAUCCCCUACAUGAACCUGGCAGUUAGUGACAACAUCCUUAAAGAGAACAAUUUCCUCUUGGAAUACGUUGAAAAAAUUUCUAAACUUCCAGGACUCAAAGAGUGGAUGGAGAAGCGUCCGAAAACGUGUUGCUUGGCGACUUUGGUGGCUGAGAGAAAGGAUUCAUAAAUUUCGUUAAAAUCAUUAAGAAUCUGCACACCUUCUUUAUAACUUCGCAUAGAUAAACCAUAGUAUAUGGUUAUAAGAAAAAAGAAAAACAUAAAA